Messenger RNA from Neofelis nebulosa (Clouded leopard), 9634 nucleotides. It is a transcript of the gene ST8SIA1, whose product is annotated as ST8 alpha-N-acetyl-neuraminide alpha-2,8-sialyltransferase 1. The record is from RefSeq and is a predicted model, not a curated record. NCBI's taxonomy places the organism in Eukaryota, Metazoa, Chordata, Mammalia, Carnivora, Felidae. The transcript is spliced from 5 exons. Gene Ontology annotation, biological process: N-glycan processing; oligosaccharide metabolic process. Bases 632 to 1702 code for a protein of 356 amino acids. Gene Ontology annotation, molecular function: alpha-N-acetylneuraminate alpha-2,8-sialyltransferase activity.
CUGAAUUAACUGAUGAGAGCGAGUUCUUUUCUUCUCCGGGAGGGGUGGGGAGCGAGGGUCCUGGCGGGCAAGGCGGAGAAGCCCGGGGCAGGAUAGCGGUCCCGGGCCGCGGUGGAAAUUUCCAAGGACUUGGCGCGGCGCGGGGAGCGUGUCUGGGGGGUGCCUGGCGGUGAAGCAGCACGGGAGGCGGGGAGAGGCGGCGAAGGGCGCCAGAGCAUCUCUCAGAAGCGGACGCCGCGGGCCAGUAGUCUGGGAGGGAGCCGAGCCUCUCCCCGGACCCGCGCCGAGGGCGACAGUGAUGCUGCAGAACCGGCGGGAGCGACUCGCCGCGGCCGCUCUCUGCGCUCUCGGAGACCCCAGCGCCCGCCUUCUGCAGGGGAAGCGACCAUGACCGUAGCUCGUGAUUCGCCCCCCCGGCCACUUCCCCUAGAAAGAAACCAUUGAAAAAGUUGCAUUUAAAAAAAUCCUUGCGCUGACCUUUGGGGCAGUGGGGGCCGAAGAAACGUGCGUGCCAGUGCAAGCCAGAAAGCGGAAGGUGUGUGUGCAUGGGGGGCCGGCGGUGGGGGGACCCUCUGCUGCCACUUUGCCUAACGCUGUGCUGAAGCCGCCCCCUGGGGACCCCGGGGCUGCGAUGAGCCCCUGCGGGCGGGCCCGGCGACACACGUCCAGAGGGGCCAUGGCAGUACUGGCGUGGAAGUUCCCGAGGACCCGGCUGCCGGUGGGAGCCAGUGCCCUUUGCGUCGUGGUCCUCUGUUGGCUCUACGUCUUCCCAGUCUACCGACUGCCCAACGAGAAGGAGAUCGUACAAGGGGUGCUGCAACAGGGCACGGCGUGGAGAAGGAACCAGACAGCAGCGAGAGUCUUCAGGAAACAGAUGGAAGACUGCUGUGACCCCGCCCAUCUCUUUGCUAUGACUAAAAUGAAUUCCCCCAUGGGGAAGAGCAUGUGGUAUGAUGGGGAGUUUUUAUACUCAUUCACCAUUGACAAUUCAACUUAUUCUCUCUUCCCCCAGGCAACCCCAUUCCAGCUGCCCUUGAAGAAAUGCGCGGUGGUGGGAAAUGGUGGGAUUCUGAAGAAGAGUGGCUGUGGCCGUCAAAUAGAUGAAGCAAAUUUUGUCAUGCGAUGCAAUCUUCCUCCUUUGUCAAGUGAAUACACUAAAGAUGUUGGAUCCAAAAGUCAUUUAGUGACAGCUAACCCCAGCAUAAUUCGGCAAAGGUUUCAGAAUCUGCUGUGGUCCAGGAAGACAUUUGUGGACAACAUGAAAAUCUAUAACCACAGUUACAUCUACAUGCCUGCUUUUUCUAUGAAAACAGGAACAGAGCCAUCCCUCCGGGUUUAUUAUACACUGUCAGAUGUUGGUGCCAAUCAAACAGUGCUCUUUGCCAACCCCAACUUUCUGCGUAGCAUUGGAAAGUUCUGGAAGAGUAGGGGAAUCCAUGCCAAGCGCCUGUCCACAGGACUUUUUUUGGUGAGUGCAGCUCUGGGCCUCUGUGAAGAGGUAGCCAUCUAUGGUUUCUGGCCCUUCUCUGUGAAUAUGCAUGAACAGCCCAUCAGCCACCACUACUAUGAUAAUGUCUUGCCCUUUUCUGGCUUCCAUGCCAUGCCAGAGGAAUUUCUCCAGCUCUGGUAUCUUCAUAAAAUUGGUGCACUGAGAAUGCAGCUAGACCCAUGUGAAGACACUCCACUCCAGCCCACUUCCUAGGGACCAUGGGAAAAGAAAGAACUGAGCCAGGGUAUUUUUGUUAGAUUUUUUACAUGACUCCAAAAGGAAAUGGUCAAGUCGUUUCAUGGAUUCACAUGGGCCACUUGGAAAAACAAAACAAAACAAAACAACUACAAACCCCCAAGAGAAACUCUACUUUGAUGAUGGCUUGGACGACAAACAAGAAAUGAAAAUCCUAUGAAAUAUUUUGUAGCAGAUUGUGGAUUUGCAACUAGUAACACGCUGAUGGAGUGUGGAGUAAUGUUGGGGAAACACAUUUACAUGGUUCUGAUCUAGAAGGUGCAGUUCACAAACAAAACAGAACUCUAGCUGCUGAGGCUGAGGAAUUAAUCAAGGUAGAGUAAAGGAAAUGCCAGGGCAAAGUGUUACUGAUUAUCAACACAAUCUGGCUUAAAAAACCUAUCGUAUAUUAUAGAACAUAGGUUUUUAAAAAAUUAAUAUUUAUUUUUGCCCUAUUGAGGGGCAGUGAGUGGGUGAUGAGGUAGAUUAAAAAAAAAAACCUUACUGAGUAAUAAAGAUACGAAACACUACAGCUAAUUAUUGUGAUUUGUUGAACCAAGUCUAUGUUAACUUUAGUCUCCUUCCAUUUAAAAAAUGUUAAAUAAGAAUUUCUUCCUCUCCUUUUGUCAAAUCUACUUAGACAAUGUGAAUGAAGCAUUGUAGAAUUUAGACUGUGUUGGCUCAUAGUCUGGAUAAUGUGAGAUACUUUCUCUCCUCAGAAUUGAGGGCAUAAACUCCAUUUUAGGCCUGCAUUAUUUAAGCCUAUUUGUAUUAUUAUGUUAUUUCAGUGCAAAAAGGCUGCAAAUAUGAGUGCAUUAUUUAUUUGCAAAUUGGCAUAAUUGUCUUCCUAAUUUAAUGCUCAGAGAUGAAGUAAAGCACAAUAAUGUAAGGUUUAGUCUGGAAACAGACUGGAGGGCACAUCCCUUUUCUAUCUACCAUUGUAUAUUAUUCACUCCAAGAUACAUGCAAACAAAACAUGCAUAUAUUUAUGCACACACACACACAUACACACAGGUAAACAAAGCUCAUUCCCAUACAAGUAGGAAAGCUGAACCCACAUGACCUAGUGUGGCAAAAUCUGUACCAUUGUCAAAGAGCUACAAAUGUGUAUUAUGAACUACCCACCUCACCUUGAUAAAAGACAGGCCAGCUUACUGCUGUUUCUCAUAGUGCUCACACCAGCGUCACCCCCAAAUGCUUACCCCAAGUGAGCAGAAUUGUUUUACUCAUUCUGACUCUCCCUAACAUCUCAUGAAUGGACCUUGUGUUGAGGGUGGUGACACAAGGCAUGAUUCAUACAAGUAAAGGGAUGUGAAUUUGUAGAUGUUGAUUCCCCUGGUAGUAGCAGGUAAGGCUACUCCGAAAGCUUUUUACAUCAGCUUUCACACUGCAAACAAACUCUACUGACAGAUUACAAGCAGCCAAAGGUGUUUGCAUGUAAGAGGAAGAUAAAAGAGGCCUCUCGUUGUCUUUGUGCUUUGGAAUGCCUUAAUCUAAAGGGAAACACUAGAAAUCACUCUUUUCAUUCUUUUAAAUGUCACCAGAAUGUAGACAAACUAUGCCAAAAAGUUCUGCUUCAUUUUUAAUGGUAGAGACUUAGUAGACCACAUAAAUUAAAGCAGGUGACAGUUUUUGGUGGGUUAAUUUAAAAGAUACUGAGUCAACGAAGCCCUUGGAAAAAUUCAACAUCACUGGAAUAGGCAAUUUCUAAAGAAGAGUAAAUAUUGAGGUUAUUAUAGAAAUCAGCUGUUAAAAAAUGACUGGUUGACUUAACACAGAGUAUACUGAUAUUUGCAAAGUUAAGAAUUUGAGAGUAUUGAUAUCUUGUAGAACUGAUUUGCUAUUUUGAUUCUAUAUUGCUGCAAAGAGGUUAACGAGACUGUACUAUGAGUGAGUUAUAGUAAAUAUGCGCUAUAUGUGAAACCCUAAACCUAUUUCCUCUUUAGACCUAUUAUUAUUUAAUAAUUACUGCAGAAAGGAAUACAUUUGUACCUAUACACUUCAUCAAAGGUAAAAGGGCUAAUGAAAAACAUAUAUGUCACACAAAUUAGUACUUUAACUGAUGAAAUUGUUAAAGUGUAAUUAAUGAGCUCCCUAAAACCCAUUCGUCACAGUUCCACUGAAACUGCUAUUUGGAAAUUUCACAUCUUGUUAUGAUUUCUGGGAUAGAUUUAUAUAAUAUAGUGUGCAAUUUUUAGUCUAUACAUUUGUGGCUUUGGAAAGCCAAACAGAAAUGGCCUGAGAUGAUAAUGUUUAUUUAGACCAGUACUUCUCAACUGGGGUAAUUCCCCUCCCUAUCUGGUGACAUUUGGCAAGGUCUAGAAACAUUUUUGAUUGUCAUGAUUUGGAAGGUGCUACUGGCACCUACUGGACAGAAGCCAGGGAUCCCACUAAACAUUCUACAGUGCAGAGGUCAGCCCCCCACAGCAAAAAUUACCCAUUCUAGAACAUUAAUAGUGUCAAUGUUGAAAAUGCUGGAUUAGACCAAAAGAAUACUUUGACUGCCACAACUUUUCUUCACUUAAGGAUACAUAUACAUGUUCACAUCAUUCAAAGUAUGACUACAAUUGAACGAGAAUGUUUUCUUAGAGUAGAUUGCAGUUGGCAUUAUUUUAUACUGACAAUGCAUAGGUAUGCCAUCUAUAUUCCCUUUCUUGUGGUUAGAUAGAUGUAUCUAAACUUAGAAAUGGUGCUUGCUUCGGCAGCACAUAUACUAAAAUUGGAACGAUACAGAGAAGAUUAGCAUGCCCCCUGAGCAAGGAUGACACGCAAAUUUGUGAAGCGUUCCAUAUUUAAAAAAAAAAAAAAAACUUAGAAAUGUGUGUGUGUGUGUGUGUGUGUGUGUGUGUGUUGUGUAUAGGGGCAUUAUAGCAUAGGCUAUACAUAUCUGUCCUUCUUGAAAUACAUGUGUCCCUAAGUGAGGAUCUCUCCAGAAUUAUCUUGCAGAAUAGUCUGGAAUACUCUAUUACUAUUAAGAAGUUGAAUUCUACGCACCUAUUAUUUUAUCUGAAACUGAGAACUUCAGAAUUGGACGUCAUACUUUGCCAUAUUUGGUCAAUGACAUUUUAAUACUGCUGACCCUUAAGGUUAGCUGAGAAGAUAUUCAGGUUAUAGUAGACACACUCAGUAAGAAAAUAUUUCAUCACUUUCAACGCAUCUGCCAAAAGAGGGAGUCAACCUCUCUAAUCUUUAAAUUGCUUUUUAUUGACAAAACCUAGGUUGCUCCAUGGGGGCAAGAGAGGGGGUGAAGAGACUGAAAAUGGGUACCUGAUACGAGUUUUUAACUUUUAUCGGCUCCAGUUUGAGAAUUACACUGAUGCUAAGGAUCAUGAGUAAGGGUGACCUCCAUUUAAUUUUAAUCACACGUUAGCAAAAUUAAGAUGGGUGAAGGAUUAAGUCAUUCUCCAAGAUAGAAAAGUGAUUUUUAUAUGAAAUAUUUUUAUAUGGAAGAGGACAGUGGAUACAUAUGCUUUAUAUAGAGUAUUUGACCAACAGUUUAUAUAACAUUGUGCAUCUGAACUGCAACUAACACAUGAAGUUAAGGAGUGCCCCUGGGAUUUUGCUUCCAUAUAGUUCACUGUUAUUUUAACAAGGUAAAUAUUCCCAAAUGAUACAAAUGACCCCAAAAGGCAGAUGUUCAGACAAUACCUAUUGGAGUUUUUGAUGUCUCAUGACCUUCUCUUGGCUACAAACUUUCUUUAGGAUACAUAUAACUUAUACCUGGAGCAAUGGGCAACACAGUUUAACAAUCUACAUGGAAAAUAAUGGAAGAAAUCCCAGGAUUCUGAAUUUGACAAAAAUAUUCUCAGUCAGAAGCUCUACAGAAGUGUUAUAGACUAUUCCAAAUAGAAAAAAAAAAUAUCAAUGACGUUUCUUCUUGUUAGCCACUAUCAUAGUUUUGUAAUUUUAUUAUAUAUAGCUUUCCAUUUCUUUGAAAAAUCAGCCAUCUGUAAUUUUAAUUUUUAUAUUUAAAAAUAUUGACUUUGUGAAAAUUUUAACCGACAAAUCCUUGUUAGGUGAGACCUAAAAGGUCACAGUCCGCCAAAAACUUUAGGGAAUUCUUAUUCCUAUGAAAAUUUUCCCACCAGAACCAGGUAAUAAUAUCUGCUCUGUUUACAGAGUUCCAGAGGUCAAGAGCUGUAAAGACUUUUGUGAGAAUCUGAGGGAAAAUACGGGGAGGAGUAAGGACUGAGAGCAGUACUGUGCUUUUUAUUUCUUCAUCUUCCCAGGGUAGAGGCUGACUCUCAGACUCUGACUUUUAGUGAGCACGCAUCGAGAAACAGCUACAAGACACCUGAAACUUAGAUCAAGCUCCCAGCAAAGUGUGUAGUAACUAUAACUAAACAUGACCAGCAAUUUUAGCAGUUUGAAUCCACCGUGUGCCAGGGAGAGGAUGAGGCAAGUGGAGAGGAGGAGACAACCCUACUCCCAAGCUUUCAGUAUGUAAGUCAGAGAAGUCUCUGCCCUUGACCUUGGCUUUCCAGCACUAUCUGUUUCUGCUGACUACCAGGGAAGCUGGCUUGUCUCUGGGGUCAAGCUUGUAGUCUUGUGACUGGAGAAUUGGUGUGGAAAUUUGCUAAGAUGCUUGAAAUUUUACACUGCUGUAAACAGUUUUUUUUUUCCUCUUAAACUUGUGCUCUCUAAAUUUGGGUGUCCUGUGACAGAAUUCUAGUCACCCUGACCUAAUUAUGGCCCUGUCAGUGAUUAUUAAAAAUGGAGCAUUUUUUUCUCCAUGCAGAUGAAUUUUCUAAGUUCUUGAAGCCAGGGAGAUAUCAAGUAUAGCUGACCCUUGAAUGACACAGGUGUGAACUGCAUGGGUCUGCUUAUACAUGGAUUUUUUCUAAUAUAGUACAGUACUAUAAAAGUAUUUUCCUUAUGAUUUUCUUAAUAUUUUCUUUUCUCUAGCUUACUUUAUUGUAAGAAAAUAGUAUAUAAUGCAAAUAACAUAAACUAUGUGUUAAUCGACUGUUAAUGUUGUUGGUGAGGCUUCUGGUCAAUAAUAGGCUAUUAGUAGUUAUGUUUUGGGGCAGUCAAAAGCUGUAUGCAGAUUUUUGACUGCACGGCAGGGUUGGGACCCCCAAUCCCACAUUGUUCAGGGGUCAACUAUUUUCCACCGGUUCUUUUAUAGUUUCUUUAAAAGCCCUGGACACUGAUCCAAAAGAAUCCAGAAGCUUAGAAUGUUUGUUUGCGACUCCUAACCGUGAAUGCAGAAUAUUUAGGUUGAACACUAUAAGAGUCCUAUUUUGCAAGAAGAAAGACGCUUAACAUGAAGCUACAAUUGCUGUGGCCUUUUUCCUUCCUAUCAUAAGAAAAAGGAUACUACUGGCUUACCCUCAGCCAAGAAUUUACCCUCAGUCUCUUGCAGUUUUUACAUACAUCCUAGAGGUGAGGGAUCGAAAGAGAUGUGUGGAAGGAAGGCUCAUUCAAACAUAACACGGCCUCUGCUCAUCAUCACAAUACGGAAGAAGUACAUAUUUCUGUUAAAGCCCAUGGCUAUAACUUUUUUAAAGCACAAGAGAGGAAUUAUAUUUUAUGGUCACUUGUUUGCCCACCUCCUGUGUGUUCUUAUUGAUCCCUACAUUGUGCUAAAAUCCCUUCUAACUUUGCUUUCUGUUAAAGCUGUAGGAGAUAAUCAAUGAUGCAAAGCUGCCUGGGAGUUUUAUAGAGUAAUAUUCAAAUAUAUUGAUCAUGUCUCUUUCUGCUUCUACAUAAUUAGAUUUUCUCCAGUUAUUUGUCAUUUUAAAAGUGUAUGUGUCACAUGAUACCAGUAAACAUCUAAGAAAUGUGAUUUUUAUCCAGGGCAGAGAAAUUGGGAGUCAGAUGUGUCUGUUUUUCUCUGCAUAGGAAGCGAAAUGGGAAAUUGUAAUAAAGAAGGGUUUAACCAAAAUGAAAAAGAGAAAAGAGGAAAUCAGGAUUUUAAUUGUGAAGGACCAUUGACAGGGAUCUUAGUCUGAAGCUAAGCUCAGAGCACAGAGGCUGUUGUCCUUGAGCACAGUCCCAAGAAUAGAACCUUCCAAAACCUUUUAAAGGAAAUAUAUUGUUAUGCAGUAAUUAUGGCUCAUGAUGAAAAGACUCUAGAAGAAGCAGUGUGAGAACCAGGUUGUGAGACACUUAGGGAAGAAGAUGGAAGAGUGGCACCUGUUUACCUACUUGGACCCUUCUGCCCCUCUUCGAGUUACGCUUUCCUUGGUGUCUAUGUUGGGAUAUACAAAUGCUGCCAUUUUCAUAUCCCCUUUUUAUCUCCACUUUGACACAUAUGCAAGAUUAUUAUUUAGGUCUCCUGUCAUGAUGAGGCAGCAAUGGUAGGAAGUGAAGGUGACCCUUUGAAACAUGGUCACCAUAUGCAUGGUGAGAGUUAGAAAGAUUUAGAUGCAUUUUCUCCUCUCUGUUUUAGUGUAAACACACACACACACACACACACACACACACACACACCUUGCAUUAUUCAUGCCCAUUGAAAAGAGAAAAAUGUCUGGCUAGGUGGGGGUGGCAGAGGGUGCCUUAACUUUUUCUGGCUUGGCUCCCACUUCCUUUUGUAUUUCCUUCAUGUACCUGUCUCUUUAGAGGUGUAGCCAUGUCUGUUCCAAGUUGUAUCUUUACCAUCAGCAAGACCUCUUAUAACUGUAGUGAAUGUGACUAUUUUAUAUAAAUGCACAAUAGUAUAUAGGCCUUGGAGAUGUCUGAUAACUGUAUGUAAAUAUCUUUUGUUGAAGUAGUAGAACCUUCUCAUAAAGAGCUCCUUAGGUGAUAGCUACAGGAGAACUAAGAUGAUUAGAUUCAAAUAUGUGUUUCUCCAGCAAAUACUAGGUUUCAUGGAAGCAAGGAAACAAUUUGUUUCUGUUUCUCAUUCACUCUUAAGCAUCAAUUCUUUGGGCUUUCUUGUCCGUAAGUUACUAUAGAUAUCCCUCUCAUACAGGAUUCACAAUUUGUAGUGAUUGAUGGUCACAGGGGUACAUCAGAGUCAGACACUAGAGGGAAGGGGAGAGAACAGACAAGUAGAAGCUCCAUUGAAAAGCUUGUUUAAUUUUUUAAAAGUCUAGAACAUUAUUAGAACUCUACCACACAGCAUAGUUGGUCUAAAAAGUUUUGAAAAAGUUUCUUGCUGGUCUCUUUAAGUUGACUAUUGCACCUUAUAUAUCCUUCCACAUAUGUGAAAACUGUUUUUCAAGAGCAAAUUUGCAGGGGCACCUAGGUAGUUCAGUCAGUUAAAUGUCCGACUCUUGAUUUCGGCUCAGGUCAUGAUCUCACAGUUCGUGAGUUCGAGCCAUACAUCAGGCUCUGUACUGAUGGCACAGAGCCUGUUUGGGAUUCUCUCUCUCUCUCUCUCUCUCUUUUCUGCCCUUUCUCCUUCUCUCUUUCUCUCUCUCUCUAAAAAUAAAUAAACUUAAAAACUAGCAUAUUUGCAGAUUGGAAGUAAGAGAAAAAUAGAAAUUCAAAUAUUCCUUCUCAUACAGUGUAGCUUGAUUACUGGUCCAUGGGGGCAAUAAUUCUGGAAAAGAUCUUAGAUUAGACUAUAAAACGAAAUAAUCUUUGAAGUAUACACGGAAUUACUUUUUCCUAAUGAAGCUAAAUUCUGUUGGCAGGAGGUGUGGGGAAAAUCAAUGCUCUUCAUUUCUUCUUUAAGUUUAAUAUAAAAUGUAGCAGGUAAGAAAAAACUUUAACUUGUACUUUUUAUAGUGUGACUUAAAAAAAAGUAUCUAUCUCAGUUGGUUCUACUGAGCGGUUUCCACAGAAUCUAAAUGUAAUGUCAUAGGAGGAGGUUUGCUGUAAAAACAUGUCUUUUUCUUUGGUGUGUUCAUUGUAAUUAUGGCUGGUAGUGAGAAGAUUCAGUAAGUCUCAAUUUCUCUACCUCCCUUACUUGGAGAAAAUUUGGAAAUGUACCCUGUGAAUAAAAUGAUUUUUUUUAUAGUG